This is a messenger RNA of Diuraphis noxia (Russian wheat aphid), 1447 nucleotides long. RefSeq names its product N-acetylgalactosamine kinase (gene Galk). NCBI's taxonomy places the organism in Eukaryota, Metazoa, Arthropoda, Insecta, Hemiptera, Aphididae. Gene Ontology annotation, biological process: carbohydrate phosphorylation; galactose metabolic process. Gene Ontology annotation, molecular function: galactokinase activity; ATP binding. The record is from RefSeq and is a predicted model, not a curated record. Gene Ontology annotation, cellular component: cytoplasm; cytosol.
AAGCAUCGAGCCUAUCCCCGAAGUUCAAAACACAAGAUCCAACGGUUUAAAAUGCGGAUACGAUUGAAAAUGGAAGUCGAUUACGAAUGGGGAACGUUGUCGGCUAACGUACCGGUUCAAAAGUUGGAGCAACACUUUCGUGAAAAUUUUGAAUCACUUCAACCGGAAUACUACGUCAAAGUACCGGGUAGAGUAAAUUUGAUCGGUGAACAUGUAGAUUAUUGCGGUUAUUCCGUAUUCCCGAUGGCCAUUGAUCAGUGUAUCGUAGUGGCGGCGAAGAGGACAACUGWUCGGAAAACCGUGGAGUUGACCAACCUGUGUACGGAGCGGUACGAAAACGUCUCCAAAAAUAUAUCUGACAUAAGUGCGGAAUCUUUGGGCAAGAGUCCGAGUUGGUCGAACUAUUUUAUGUGUGGCGUGAAGGGAGCUCGAGAGUACUUGAGUGAUAGUCAGCUAAAAGCCGUCGAAAAAGUCGGUUUUCUAUUCGCGAUCACCGGAAAUAUUCCAGAGAGUUCGGGAUUGAGCAGUUCGAGUGCACUAGUGACGGCUGCGGUGAUGGCCACCCUAGUCGGAUACGGAAUUAUCGCCAAGAAAUUGAAUCUCGAAUGGGAACAGAUGACUGCACUCGCGACGCUGCAGAAGCGUUCAGGCAACACGYUAGACCAAAUGAYCGAUUUAGUCCACCAGCACUUACACGUCGAUGGGUAUUCCAAGUCAGAGGUGUGUGAAAUCUUGUCGGUGUCCGAAGACCGACUCGACGAGCUCAGUUUGACGGCCAACACGACCAAAGUUGCCAAAUUUUACUUGCACCAGAGAGCUCUGCACGUGUUCGAAGAGGCAAAGCGGGUGGAAGAGUUUUGCAAGCUGUGUGAGAACUCCGGAGCAGCGUCAGACCUCGGGAGAUUGAUGAAUGACAGUCAUUCGUCACUGCGAGACCUUUAUCAAUGCAGUCAUCCGGAUCUGGAGGAGUUGGUGGCACUAUGCAAACGGGAAGGCGCAUACGGAUGCAAGCUCACCGGUGCCGGUUGGGGAGGAUGCGUCGUGGUUAUGGUGCCGUCAGAUGACACCGAAAGAUUCGUGAAAUCUGUAAGAGAUCAGUACUUCUCGACUAGAGAGACAUGCGAUAGACGUAUCGAUGAACUGGUGUUCGCAACCAGUCCUUCUGAAGGGGCUUGCUGUGUUAUCGUCAAGACUACUUCCAUCAGUGACGGAAUCACCGACAGACUUCCACCUUUGAUGUACUUAUGAAACACAAUCAAACAAUUAUUUAUUCUGCAUAGUGUAUUUGGUUAAUAAUCAAAUCAUAUAUUUUUCCAAUAAAACCACGUAUUUUUAUCGUGAUAAAAAAUCAUAGGUUUUGAUGGCUAGAUUAAGUUAAAUACCGUUUUAAACAUUAUUAAUAACUAUAUGUCAUAUGUAAAUAAAUAUAUGUAUAUUAUUAUACUAA